AUGGUUAGAGAUUCAUCUGUCUAUUUAUAUAAAGAUGUAUUUGGAUUAUCGACUAAUACAGUAAUCCUAAUACAAAGUGAAUACGAACUAUUCAAUUCAAUUUAAGGAUUCUAUCAAUCAGUCAUGUUAGAUAUCAAAAUACAAUAACAAAAAAUAAUUUUGAAGAAGUACAACAUCAGUUUUAUUUCUUAGAAACUAUCAUCUUAAUUUACUCUGGCUGAUUAGAAUGAAAUAUUUGACACUAUUUGUUUGAGAGGAGAUUUGAACAGCAAAAUCUUUUUAUUGAGAAAUUGUUAGAAUAGGAUGAGAAACUGUAGAUUAUUGAAAAUAAUAAGUAGUUUAAGUUUAAGAUGCUAGUUGAUUAGAUUCUACUCAACCUUAGAGUUGUUUUAAUUGGAUAAUAAAUGAAUUUGAAAAGCAGUAACUUUGCUCUAUUUUAAACAAUCGAAAUAAUAUAAGGAAUAAGGUAUAUGAUUGUAUUUCAAGUGUCAUUAAACAAGAUCAAAAUGCUCUAAUUUCAUUAAGGAUCAUUCAAUCAAUCUAGAAAGCAUUCUGAGUAAAUUAAAGGGUUGUUAAUUUGA
Paramecium pentaurelia is the source of this 581-nucleotide messenger RNA. The record is from the annotation of a GenBank genome assembly. NCBI's taxonomy places the organism in Eukaryota, Ciliophora, Oligohymenophorea, Peniculida, Parameciidae.